AGAUCGUCCUUUGUAUCUUCAUGUUCAGGGCCAGACACGGGAGUUGGUUGACAGAGCUGUUAACAGGAUCAAAGAGAUCAUCACCAACGGCGUGGUGAAGGCGGCCACGGGCUCCAGCCCCACCUUCAACGGGGCCACAGUCACUGUGUAUCACCAGCCAGCCCCCAUGCAGUUGAUGCCUCCACCAGCUUUUCCUGUCACUGGAAUGAAAUCGGAAUCGGAAGAAAGAAAAGGUGCGGGGUCUUUGCCAGGCAGCCAUGAUCAUCAAGCCAAGAAGAUGAAAACUGCAGAGAAGGGCUUUGGAUUAGUGGCCUAUGCUGGAGAUUCUUCAGAUGAAGAGGAGGAACACGGUGGCCAUAAAAACGCAAGUACUUUUUCACAGGGCUGGAGUUUGGGGUACCAGUACCCAUCCUCACAACAACGAGCUAAACAACAGAUGCCUUUCUGGAUGGCACCAUAAAAACAAAACAAAAAACCCAAAAAACUGCACAAGAGUUUUCAUUCAUCUGGUUUUCUCCCCCCCUCUAGCAAUAAUGCAUGUAUAUUCCAGAAUGAACUUGGCAAAGAGGCGUUGUUUUUACAUUCGCAGAAAAGGCAAUUUCCCCUCGGAAGGGCUCCAUUGUUUUUUAAAGAAAUCUUCAUUUUUGGCAGUGUAUUUGUCAAUUUUAAAAAGGAGUAUUUGGAGCAGCAUCCUGACUGGCCUAGUCCCUUGUAAAGAGGAACCAGGGAAGCCUCUUGGGCCACAUUUUCAGUUCCUCCCAGAUAAAGGGAAGAGUCAGUGCCACUGACUUCACUUUGCAUUUUUGGAGUGAUCUGCUGGUGACUCAGCCUCAAUUUUGGAUUUUCACCAGAGGGAAGAAACACCCAACAGUCAUGAAAAACUUGAGCAUCACGUUUGGAAAACUCUUGGUUUUAUUUCAGACAUCUCCUGUAACUCAGCUUGGUUUUAUUUUGAAAUGUGACUUUACCAAUCCCGCAAGUUCUCAUUGUGGCCAGAUGUUGGGCUGGGGGAUGCUCAGGUUUUUGGAUAGGUCCACUUUGCUCCAGGUGGACUUGGCACUGUAGAGCCCUAGUUCUGAAUUGUUUCCAGGACUCCAAGUCAGCAGGAAUUCCAUUUCCAGAGGCUCAGCCCCAUCUCCUCCCUCACUCACCGGAUUCCACCAGAGCCAGAAGGUUCCACAGUGGUUUCCCAAAGGGCAGCAGCUCCUGCCUCACGUGCAGAACCUGGGAAUGAGUUUUUGGACUUGUUUUUGGAGUGUUUUGGACACGAACUGAGUGGGGUGGGCUGCUGCAGCCAGAACUCCUGCAUGGAGCAGACACAGGGACUGCUCCAAGGCAGCUUUUGGGACAGGAGUUUUGAGAAGGGGCUGUGUCACUGCUGCACCAGGGAUGCCUCACCUGUACAAACCUCGGCUUCCCCAUGUGUUGUAAAUAAUUAGAACCAUACUUUCAUUAUAAAUAAAUGUAUAAAUAUUC
Zonotrichia albicollis (white-throated sparrow) is the source of this 1476-nucleotide messenger RNA. The record is from RefSeq and is a predicted model, not a curated record. Lineage: Eukaryota; Metazoa; Chordata; Aves; Passeriformes; Passerellidae.